Messenger RNA from Schistocerca gregaria, 2179 nucleotides. RefSeq names its product protein extra-macrochaetae-like. Gene Ontology annotation, cellular component: nucleus; cytoplasm. Gene Ontology annotation, biological process: cell differentiation; negative regulation of transcription by RNA polymerase II; circadian regulation of gene expression. The record is from RefSeq and is a predicted model, not a curated record. Lineage: Eukaryota; Metazoa; Arthropoda; Insecta; Orthoptera; Acrididae. The transcript has 2 exons. Bases 85 to 438 code for a protein of 117 amino acids. Gene Ontology annotation, molecular function: protein dimerization activity; transcription regulator activity.
CAGGCGGCGGCUAGGCAGCCGCGCGCGGCUCAGACGCUCGCAGGCCCACGAGCGGCGCCAGCACAGCGGGUCGAGGGUCGCGGGAUGAAGUGCGCGCUGCCCGCGGUAGAGGCGCUGCCGGCGGCGGCGCAGCGGCGGCGCGAGGUGCAGCUGUACCUGGCCAAGCUGCGGCGCCUGCUGCCGGCCGGUCGCGCGCCGCGCCGCCGCCGCCUCUCGCGCCUCCAAGUCAUUCACCACGUCAUCGACUACAUCUGCGACCUGCAGCACGCGCUGCUGCGCCACCCCGCCGUCGCCUCCUCCGCCCACGUGCCCUGCGCGCCGCCCACGCCCCCGGCCACCCCCGACUCGGAGGACCGGCUCGAAGACGACGAAGACCUCUGCGCGACCUGCAGUCGACAGAGUUCGUGCACCGAGGAGGAGAUGGGCCCCGAGAGUUAGCACAGUGUGACGCAAAGCGUGUCCUGCGGCCUGCCGCAGCAGGACAGCUGACGUCACCUGUGACGUCGCCAGCUGCACUCGCCGUCCUCGCCCUUAACGCUGGCCGUGUGGCUUACAAUAGAGGCUGUGACUAAUCAGGAACUCCAGGACCGGUGUCCUCGCCACUUCUACAGAAGUAGUACACCCGUCAGCAAUGCUUGUCGUCACAUCCUAGAAAUACUGUGCUUUACUCGUACAGUCAAUUUGAAAUCUUAUUUGGUUAGCUAUCUAAGUUUCCCCUCUUCAACGAAAAAAACUAAAACAUAUCAUUCUUGUCUCUGUUAUUAGUUACUAUGUUAACUUCUCUUAUUAUGCACACUGCCUCCACUGUAAUUCACUCCAGUUUUAAUAUUUGAUGGAAAUGCCUUUCGAAAUAUUUUGUUGAUCCCUUCAUUGCAGCAACCAAUAUCUACAUGCAAAUACAAAAUUCCUGGUUUUUAGUGUAAAUUGAAAAUUAAUUGCAGGGUUAUCAAUGAGUUCCAUCAAACUUGAUAGCAACCUGCAUACUACUUGUUAUAGGUUACAUAUUUUGAAGUCACUGAGGAAAUUUUUUCUUCCCAUAUCUGUGUAUUUCUGAAAAAGUCAUGGGAAUUAAGUCCAAGGUUUUUUUUUUUUGCGCCAGAAGACACUUUUGGUAUACAUUUUUUGGGUUAAGUACCACAACUUCAUCUAAUCAAGUGUUAGUGUGACACAGUUCACAAUGGAAUGAAGUGAUCAAAAGUUACGUUGUUUCUGUGUACUGACUGUUACAUUUCUACUUCCAGUAUGUACUGUGUAUAAUGACUAGCUGCAUUUAUUCCAUGUGACAAAACUUCCUGUGAUCUAUUUCAUAAUUACUGGGUUGACUGAACAUUGCUAUUGUUAUUUGUGUAAAUUUGUGCCUCUUUACAAUUAGGAGGACAUGGAUACAGUGAUCACUUGAACAUUAGUAGAAGGGAUGAAUUCUGCUUAGCUAAUGAAGAGUAAUUUUGCAUAAUUUGAAAGAUGUGAAAAGUACAUUCCUUGACAGGUAAUGUUACUGACAGAAAUUCUAAGACUAAUUGUUAUAGAACUGUAGAAGUGACAGCAUGUAAACAUGUACUGCUGUUCAGUUUAUUUAAAUGAAGAAUAAAAUGAUACAAUUUAUAAAAGCUAUGCAACACAGUAAAAAAAUAUUGUAAUUUGUCAGUGUUUGUCAGUUACUCUUACACUCUAAAUUCAAGUUACAGCGUAAUUUUCCAAAACAACUCUCAUAAUUCUCUACCCAGUGUAACAAAGUGGUGAAACAGAUAACUAUAUAUGAUGUAAGAGUUAAAAUAUUUGCUGGAGAUGACUUAUUAGAAGUGAAGAAUCAACAAUAGUACAACUGGGUAGCUAUUUGCUACUUAACUAUAGUCUCCAUAAAUCACUAUGCAUGUGGCAGGUAACAAAAGACUUACGCUUGAUAUGAAUGAAAAAGAACACUCCCUUUUAUUUUAUUGUGAAAUUUUCAAAUUUCUUCAAGUGAUUGGGGCAUUCAAUGCACCUAGGAAAAGAAAACCAUUAGGGGUACAUCAUUGCAGAGAUACAAGAAGAAGACUAUUAUUUAUAAUUUUUGUGUAUAUAAUGAAAUUUAUAAAAAUAUGUAAAAUGAUAGAUAGAGAAUUGUAUAUUAAGACAGAUAUAGAAAACAAUAUAAUGUAUUUUAUGGGAUAACAAAUAAAGCUUAAACAAUGAAAAUCUU